AUGCGACAGCAGGGGCGUCGCUGGGGAAGAUGUCCUCGUCAAUACACACUUGACUAUGAACAUGAUUCGUACGAAAGCAUGACAAUCCCAGUUCUAACCACCUUCGUUGCCUACGCACAAACAUCGAGCUGCGAAGAAGAGGAGUUUCAUAUGGAUCUGGAGAGCUCUACAGAGGAGACCGCACUUUCUUCGACGUCGGUGAUUUCAACGCCAAGAUUGGCCCCAGAAGAACGGCUGAAGACUACCACAUUGGGACUCACGGAAUGGGAUACAUGA
Molecule: messenger RNA, 276 nt
Organism: Haemonchus placei
Lineage: Eukaryota; Metazoa; Nematoda; Chromadorea; Rhabditida; Trichostrongylidae
Source: the annotation of a GenBank genome assembly